Molecule: messenger RNA, 2267 nt
Organism: Anopheles cruzii
Lineage: Eukaryota; Metazoa; Arthropoda; Insecta; Diptera; Culicidae
Gene: Rint1
Product: RINT1-like protein
Exons: 5
Coding region: 62-2236 (724 amino acids)
Biological process (GO): endoplasmic reticulum to Golgi vesicle-mediated transport; retrograde vesicle-mediated transport, Golgi to endoplasmic reticulum; regulation of ER to Golgi vesicle-mediated transport
Cellular component (GO): Dsl1/NZR complex
Source: RefSeq, a predicted model, not a curated record
UUUCGAAAGGUUCACCGUUCGCCGGCUUGGGCCGUAAGUACUCCGUCCCCCCUCCCCCGAGAUGGCGUCCGAGCGGAGUGAGGUGGACGAACGGCUGAUCGCCCGCUUCAACCAGGAGCUGGGCACGGACCUGAGAAACAUGCACAAGUGUGCGGAUCUGGUAAAGUACUACCGGUCCGAGCUGGAAGACUUGCGGGACAAGAUCACAGUGACGGAGGCCGAUUGCAUCCCGAGCGUAAAGAGUGCUGUGCAAACGAGUCAGUCGCUCUUGCGCGAGCUCCAAUCGAAGGAGGCCACCAUCGGGGAGUACGAUGCCAAAGUAACGCAACGGAUCGAAACGCACCGGCAGCUGAUGGAAACGGUCGGCGCCCGGAUGGAGCAGAUUCGUGAACUGCAAACGGUGCGCGACUAUCUGGCGCUGGUGCAAGACAUUACGAACAUUAGCGAAGCGCUGGAAGCGUCGGCCAGCGGCAAAGACGACGGGAAGCCCGUUGCGCUCUACGUGGCACUGGCUGGGCCGAACAGUAUUCUGGAUCGGCUGGGCGGCAUCGAGGCACCGCAGCUAAAAAUGUACGCCCGCAGCACGGCCUUUCACUGGCACGAGGUGCUGCUCCAAAAGUAUUCGGUCGAGUUCGAGGCCUUGCUGAAGACGAUCAAGUGGCCUAACCUGAACCAAACGCUCGAACAGUUUAACCCGUCGAAGGACCACAUCCACAAGCUGGUCGUGCUGUCGGAGUCCCUGUUUCUGCUGAAGCUUCCGGGUGACCAGGACCUGCUGAGCGUCAAGCUGACACCUUCGAUCUACUGCCGACCGUACUCGGCACCGAUCGAGCUGUUCGUGAAACCGUUCCGACAGCGGUUCAAGUUUCACUUCACCGGCCACAAGCAAACCAACCGGCUGGACCGUCCCGAGUGGUACCUGACGCAGGUGCUGCAGUGGGCCAAAGAGAAUCACAUUUUCGUCGGCCAACACUUUCAAUCGCCCGCUCUACGGGCGGGCAUUACCAAUAGCAACGUCAGGCUCGAGUUUGUUCGGGGAUUGGUUCAGUUGGCGGUGGAAAAACUAAUCAUCGACAUUGAGCAGAUCGUGCGGGACGAAGCGCUUUUUGCGCACCUUAUCGACGAGGUGCUGGCGUUCGAGGAGGAUCUAAAGCAGACGCUCGGCUACCCGACCAGUUUCCCCAGUGUCGUUUCGGUGCUGCUGCAACCGGUUUACUUCCUAAAGUGGAUGGCCAUCGAAGAGAAAUUCACCACCGACAAGAUGGAUGCGAUGCUGAACACCGACGAUCCGUUCGAUUUGCUCGAUCCGGCCAACUUGGACGAGCUAAAGAUCCCAAAGUGUGCCGAUCAGUUUGUGCGAUUGCUGGACGCGAUCAAGGAGCGGUACCGCUCGCUGCCACAGCCCGGCCAGCGGUUACAGUUUCUGGAUCUGCAGCUCAAGCUGAUCGACAAUUUUCGGCGCCGCCUGGUGCAGCUGUACAACGAUCCGACGAAUGCGGCCAAUCCGACCAAAAUUAUCAACGCCAUCCACUACCUCACGUCGGUGCUGAGGGACUGGGGUGAAAGUGUGCACUAUUUGCACCUGCACGCCACCCUGUACGGUCCCGAUUCGGACGAGAUCAGCUCCGUGUUUGACCGGACGAUCGAAGAGCUCGACCACUGGCAGCACACGCUUGUGAACGGGUUGGUGACGUGGAUUGUGCACGAGAUCACGGUCCGUUCGCGCCCGUACCGGUACGAUCUGUGGCCCUCGAUGGGGGUGCACGAUGCCAAGGAAACGCUAGCGGUAUCGGCCAGCGCAAGCGAGAUGUUUCAGACGGCCAUCAAGCUGCUGCACGACAUGGAGCAGGAACUGUCGGCGAACGUGUUUUCGGUCGUGCUGCGCAUGAUCGCUGGCCAGCUGGACGAGUGGAUCGUGGCGAACAUGGUGAUGAACACCAAGUUUUCGGCCGGCGGCAUCCAGCAGUUUGCCUACGACAUGACGCGCAAUCUGUUCGUGAUGUUCGGCCAGUACACCGACCAUCCGAAGCUACUGUUCAAAAGAACUAAUGACGCUUGCAUACUGCUCACCUUGCCGCUCGGUUCGGCGCUGCUUUUGCGUGAAACGCUUCGAAACGAAACGACCGAAAGUGAGGACGUAACGCGGGCGCUACGGGAGAUCGGCAUCGUGAUCUGCAAUAAGGGCACCGCCCUGGAUGUGCUCGAUCGACGGAACGACAUGCCAGCGAUUGGCUGAGAUGCGAGAUCGGUGACGGGGCUCGGGUUUG